UUCCUUCUCAUAUACGGACUCUGCAAUCUCCUUUCACUUGUUUUCCUCUUCUACUUUUUCAGUCGUCCAUGUUCUAGGGAAAUAAAACCAUGGGCGCCGGUAAUAGUUGUUGUCUGUCGUUAAAAGCCUUGUUUGGAACACUUGUAGUUUUGGGGUUCUUCUUAGUUGGGACCCUGCAAAGUGAAGGGAACGAAACAACGAGAAAGACCACGUUAAGGAUUGCCGAUGAUGAUGACGAGUCAUGGUCGUGGAAGGGAAAGGUGCUGCUACAGAAGGAAGAGCAAGUGAAGGACUUAGGCAAAGGAAAGUCGAGUUUGGUGCACCGACGGAUGGAUCUCAACUACAUGAGCAAAAGAAGAGUUCCUAAUGGACCAGAUCCUAUUCAUAAUAGGCGAGCUGGCAACUCGAGACGACCGCCGGGACAAGGUUAGGCAUCAAAGUAUGACCGCCGGAAGCUUCGAAUCAGCCGAAGUACUAAAAGACGAUGACCACAAAACCAGCAUGUCUGGCAUAUAUUGUGCAUGUAAUAUUUUGGAGGUGGGACUAUGAAUAUUUGAAAUAUUUCGAUUAUCCA
Molecule: messenger RNA, 574 nt
Organism: Hibiscus syriacus
Lineage: Eukaryota; Viridiplantae; Streptophyta; Magnoliopsida; Malvales; Malvaceae
Exons: 2
Coding region: 90-431 (113 amino acids)
Source: RefSeq, a predicted model, not a curated record